UUGAAGGCGUUUUUAAUUACGAGUACGCAUUGAUGAUCAUGUUGAAUCACUAUUACGCAUUCAACGAAUCUUCACUGAUUUACAUGACAACAAAUACCUCUGCAACCAUAGAAAUCUCGACCUCAAACAAUCUAGAACCCUCUCUGAAGUCAGCCAUUGAUCGAACCUUGUUCUUUGCCUCGCAACUGAAAGUUGCCCUGCCACCUGAAAUGCAAAGCGUCUCCUUCCAGAAAGAGUCAAAAGCCGUGAAAAUUCGCUCAACUAAACCCCUUGCUGUUGUUCUCUUUGACAACAAUUAUUCACAAUCCAACGACGGUACUCUGAUUUCUCCAGUAGAAAAACUCAGCACUCGGUAUUUGGUAGUUUCUUCUGAACCUCGUUUUGCCAAACAUCCGGUUUACGCCAGUUUGUUUGGAGUAGCUGCAUUGGAGGACGACACAUUAGUGACGAUAAACUUUAAAUUGGGCAAUAAUUCAAUGCCUCUAACUAUCAACGGGCAAAACUACAGCGAUUCAGACACCUUCGAAAUCUCCCUGGAGAAUUUGGAGACUCUACAAAUGGAGCACAGCGCUGAUCUCUCGGGGACCUUGGUCGAGUCUUCUAAACCUGUAGCAGUGUUUUCUGGAAACAGAUGCAACAUGUAUACAGAAUCGAUCAGAUGUAGUCAUUUUCUUGAACAAAUGACUCCGACAACAAACUGGGGAGAUUUACAUAUUGUUCCUCCUGACUUUAAUAGUGAUGGAACACUCGUGAGCUUAAUGACCGACCAGCCAUCGGCUGAACCUACGGUCGUUAGCGUAGGUCGUUGGAGUACGCAAUUAAUACAAGUUCUUCCCAGAGUACCGUUUGUAUUUCCUUUAAGAGCAAAUGAAUCAGCCCACAUCACCGGCCGUGUGUUCGUUACCAGCUUUGUGAAAGGAAGUAAGAACAAUCCAAAUUCCAGUUCUCCAUAUAUGGUUACAAUUCCAGAUAUCAUUCAGUCAAAGAGUCAGUAUAUAAUCCCAAUUCCUGAAGGUUACUUAACCAACUACGUCACGAUUAUGAUCAUAAGAGAAAACAUAAAAGCUGAUCUUCUUCUGAAUGGGCAAGCUAUAGACGAAGGAAAGAUUCGGUUUGAAAGUGUGUUGCCGAUAAAUUUCUUCAUGAGCUACACCAUACUGACCUUGGAAGUCUCUCCUGGUAUACUGAACAUAACGAGCACUUCAGGAUCAAGGUUCGGACUGGUUGUCUUUGGCUAUCGGUAUCUCGAUUCCUACGGGUUUGCAGGCAACGUUCCUUCGCGUUACAAUUGUUCCAGCAAUAGUUUUUAUAGUUGUGAAUAA
Molecule: messenger RNA, 1322 nt
Organism: Saccostrea cuccullata (small rock oyster)
Lineage: Eukaryota; Metazoa; Mollusca; Bivalvia; Ostreida; Ostreidae
Product: IgGFc-binding protein-like
Exons: 1
Coding region: 33-1322 (429 amino acids)
Source: RefSeq, a predicted model, not a curated record